AUGUCAGCUCCUGCGAAAUCACGAUGGGCAGACGAUAACCCCGAGACAGAAGCUGAAAUUCAGCGCAGAAAGCAGGAGAAAGAAGCAAAGAAGCGUGCAAAGGCAGAGAGACAGCGUCUGCUCGCGGAGAGACAGCAGCAGCAGCAGCAACAGUCGACGGCAGAGAACGACAGACAAGACGAAGGGAGGGCAGAGAAUGGAGUUGAACCCCCUGCUAAACGGCGACGGCUGUCAAACGAAGACAUGGCUGGAGAUGCGCCAGUGCCUGAGCAACCUGCGGCGAAGCUGCUUCGAUUCCCAGCACCAGAAUGGGGACCAUGCCGACACAUUGACAACUUUGAGAACCUGAAUGCUAUUGAAGAAGGGUCCUACGGAUGGGUCUUUCGGGCAAAGGAGCGAGCAACAGGUGAAAUCGUGGCCAUCAAGAGGCUGAAGAUGCAAAGCCCCUACGAUGGCUUCCCCGUCACUGGUCUCCGUGAAAUACAGACCCUGUUUGGAUCACGGCAUCCUAAUAUAAUUCAUCUCCGUGAAGUAGUCAUGGGAGAUACAAUGGACGACGUUCUCCUGGUCAUGGAUUUUAUCGAACACGAUCUCAAGUCUCUGCUGAACGAGAUGAGAGAACCUUUCUUGCCCUCCGAGACCAAGACGGUUCUCCUCCAAGUGCUCGGUGCAGCGGAGUUUCUGCACGCACAUUGGAUCAUGCAUCGCGAUCUAAAGACAUCGAACCUACUCAUGAAUAACCGCGGAGAAGUCAAGCUUGCCGAUUUUGGCAUGGCGAGGUACUACGGUAACCCGCCGCCAAAGAUGACUCAGUUGGUCGUUACGCUCUGGUAUCGGGCGCCAGAGCUGCUGAUGGGUGCAGAUACAUACAGCACCGAGAUAGACAUGUGGAGCAUAGGCUGUAUAUUUGGUGAAUUAUUGAUCAAGGAGCCUCUUUUUUGCGGUAACAACGAAGUAGGCCAGUUAUCAGAGAUAUUCAAACUCACCGGUCCUCCUACCUCCCGUACAUGGCCUGGCUUCCGCUCUCUUCCCAACGCAAAGUCUCUUCGUCUCCCACCACCACCCUCCGAUAGCUCUAGCCCCGUAGUCCCGCUCCUCUCGGGUUCAAAGUUUCCCUAUCUCACUUCCGCAGGACUCAGUCUCCUAUCUCACCUCCUCGCCCUUAACCCUACAUCCCGACCAACCGCCAAAUCAUGCCUGUCCCACCCAUACUUCCGCGAGGACCCCAAACCCAAACCCAAGGAAAUGUUCCCAACCUUCCCUUCAAAGGCUAAUAUGGAAAGGAGACGCAAGCGGGAUACGCCUGAGGCGCCGAAGAGAGGAGAGGAAGCGCCCAGACUGGAUUUUGCAAAUGUAUUUGGUGGUGGAGGCCUUGAUGGAGGCUCGACGGAGUCAGGAGCCGGCUUUGCGUUGAGGUUGGGCUAA
Messenger RNA from Microsporum canis CBS 113480, 1425 nucleotides. RefSeq names its product serine/threonine-protein kinase ppk23. Gene Ontology annotation, cellular component: nucleus. Gene Ontology annotation, molecular function: ATP binding; cyclin-dependent protein serine/threonine kinase activity. The record is from RefSeq and is a predicted model, not a curated record. NCBI's taxonomy places the organism in Eukaryota, Fungi, Ascomycota, Eurotiomycetes, Onygenales, Arthrodermataceae. The transcript is spliced from 3 exons. The coding region runs from base 1 to 1425 and encodes 474 amino acids. Gene Ontology annotation, biological process: regulation of mitotic cell cycle; protein phosphorylation.